Plodia interpunctella (Indianmeal moth) is the source of this 1299-nucleotide messenger RNA. RefSeq names its product actin-3-like. NCBI's taxonomy places the organism in Eukaryota, Metazoa, Arthropoda, Insecta, Lepidoptera, Pyralidae. The transcript is spliced from 4 exons. Bases 144 to 1250 code for a protein of 368 amino acids. The record is from RefSeq and is a predicted model, not a curated record.
CCUUGCUCUAUUAAAACGGUUUUUAUUUAACUUUGAAAAGAAAAAGAAAAAAUAAAAUUGUCACUGGACACGACACGACUCGACAGUGAUCUUUCGACGUCGUCGAAUAAGUGAUAUGCUGUUUUGUUGAUCUGCAAUAAAAUAUGGUGUUUGAGAAGCCAGUGGUCAUCAUAGACAAUGGUAGCAAUAUGCUCAAAGCUGGGUUUGCUUGCGACAACCAUCCCGUGUCCAUGUUCCGGACUGUGGUUGGCAGGCCUAACUAUCUGAAGGGGAGCUACGGCCGUAAGCCUUAUGAAGUGUACAUCGGUGACGAUGCUAUUGAUAGGAUCGAAGAUUACGAGCUGAGCAAUCCCGUGGUGAACGGCCGUAUCGCCCACUGGGACAACAUGGAACGGGUGUGGCACCACGUCCUCUACCGCGAGCUGAAAGUGGCGCCGGAGGAUAGGGGCGUCAUCCUUAGCAGCAACGUUAACACUACUAUGCAAGAAAAAAUCCAUUGCUGUGAAGUGUUCUUUGAGACUCUGAACACUCCAGCUUUGUGCAUCCAGCCCCAGCCGGUGAUGUCCCUGUAUGCUUCAGGUUUCACUACUGGGAUGUGUGUGGACCUGGGCCAUGAUACCGUCGACAUCAGCCCCGUCUAUGAAGGAGGCGUCAUCAAGUACGCUCACAUGAUGACUAAUUAUGCAGGCAUUCAAGUGAUCAACUACAUCAAUGAUUCUCUUCGAGACAGGGGCCACGACUUUGGAAUACACACUUUAGAGAUUUUAGGAAAUAUUCAAAAGCAGAUAUAUAUAACAUCAGAUUGUGCUAUGUCCAGAAGGAAUUACAAAAGAGAGCAUAUCCUGCCCGACGGACAAGCAGUGGACAUAAGUCAAGAGGUCUUCAUGGCUGGCGAAAUGUUUUACCAGCCGACUCUUGUGAUGGGUGAGGACAAAGGCAUUCUUUCUUUGCACGAUGCAGUAAUAACAGCGGCUAUGAAGUGUGAUGCUGAUUUGAGAACUGAACUGUUUGAUGCUAUAGUUCCAUGCGGUGGAAUGUCCAUGAUUCCUGGAUUACCAGGAAGGUUGGGUAUUGAGAUAGAAGAGAGUAUUCACAGGCCAGUGAACAUCUUAACUUCAGGUGAAGCAUAUGCUCUGGCUUGGCUUGGAGGAGCAGUGUUCGCGGGGUUGCCGGACUCCGGGAAGAUUUGGAUAUUCAAAAAACAGUUUGAGGACCACGGAGCGAAGAUUGUAAGGAACAAGUUUAUGUGAAUUCAUUAGUAAUGUUGGUGUUAUUAUGUUUAAAUAUUAUAUAGUUAAU